Molecule: messenger RNA, 1482 nt
Organism: Desarmillaria tabescens
Lineage: Eukaryota; Fungi; Basidiomycota; Agaricomycetes; Agaricales; Physalacriaceae
Exons: 5
Coding region: 146-1261 (371 amino acids)
Source: RefSeq, a predicted model, not a curated record
GAACUUCCUGUGGCAAAAUGGUUUAAGUUCCACAGACUUGAACCAAGUUGAUAUUCGCCCUCAGCACAGCCGCCACGUGAGUCCUAAAGAACACGUGCUAGCGUUUCAUGGACAAACAGGCACUUGACCGUGUUUUUUCUCAAUCAUGACCUACCAACGCAAGCUGAAGUGCUUCGAUGUCAUUCCUCCUUGCGACUCUGUUGAAGAGUCAGCUCUUCGAAGGCUACGCAUAGACCUUUAUUUCGACCUCAAUUCGGAAGAAGAAGAAUUUUUAUUCGAGUUGACUAGAGCGUACGAAGCCCUCUUCACUGCUUACAAGCGAUUAUAUAAAUUCGCAUGGUUUGUGGCAAAAAAACGCGACUCUGGGCUCUUGCUCGCGACUAUCGCAAACGUCAUUGACAUCGCCGUAAAGCAUGAACUCCACAUGGCAGACAUCAUCCGGAGAGUAGAGACCGCCUUUUCACAACCUGACGAUACCUUCGGCGAAGGCUUGACUAAAGAAAUCUUGGAUCUAUCAAAAUCAAUGGACUCGGAUGCAACACAACUAGUCGGGGAUGUCCGAUGCAUGAUGCAGAAAUUUCGAAAGAACGGUUUAUUGGACCGGCUAUCGAGUAACGUUUGCAAGGUCUUGACACUCGUCAUCGCCAUUGUCAUUGUCGGUGUAGUAGGAGGUGUCGCUGUUAUCAUUGGUAUCCUCACAGCAAGUAUCUUGUUGUCCCUUUUAUGGCCAGUGUCAGGAAUCCCAUCGUACAUCUUGUAUGGGGUAGUCACUCUUCUGGAGCCUACCCAAACAGCAGCAGAAGCAGUUAAUCAACGAUUAUAUGUGUUUGGGUGCUCUAGACUGGAGGUCGUGGGUUGGUUGAAUUUAUUAGCGGAGUUGGACAAAGAGCCGUCGUCGCCGGAUCGUUGUGCGACAGUUGCUCGGGUCUUAUGUGACCUCCGCAGGUUUUGUAUCUUCUUCAGCACAAAACGUGGGCUGAAAAAACUAUGCAUAGCACACGAAACUUUUGCUAGGGAUCCAUCGUGGAAUGGCUUGCCUUCAUAUUCCCUACUACCUAAUCUUUCACAGCCGGUGCCAUCCCAUACCGAUCGUAACAACCAUUCCAUAGGAGGCCGUGAUGUUCCUAUCGCAUCCCCCCAUGAGAAUGUCGAAGCAUACCAGCCUUCAACGCCUGAACCUGAACCAGGGCCAUCACGACGUGAUGCAUCUGCGUGUGUUUUAAUACAACUCAACCCAAUUAAUGUUCUCACAUCGAAAUAGCUCGACUUCCCAAUCAGUACACCUUAUCGACGUCGGCUUUGACAGUACUCCAAACUCAACUCGCGCUUCUCUUCCUCCUCAAUAACGACGAUAUCUACACUGGACAUUCGUCACUGCCCCUGAAACUUGUGAUUUUGAACGAUUCUGGAGUGUCGGUGUCCUGCCUCUCUCUGCAUAUACUUGCUAUCCUUGUACACGCUCGAAAAAGCUCCUGAACUGGA